AUGGAAAAUGGAAUGAAAGCAACCACUCCAGUUAUCACGUGUGGCUUUAUACAGCGGUUCUCAACCUCGCCGUGCUCCUCCUGCCACACUCAACAUGGCGGCACCCUCGGUCCGCCGAGGAGCUUGAGCUGGUCGCAAGUGACGCGGUCCACUCCAGUCAUGGCGGCCCCCCAACAGGCCGCGGGCAGCGGAGCUCUGGAAACGUGCGGUCUGGAGCGGAUUUUGGAGGCGUUGAAGCUGCUGCUGAGCCCGGGAGGAUCUGGCUCAAGUUCACUACAGAUCACAAAACAUGAUGUCUUGUUGGCUACUUUAAAAUCUAAUCUGUCUGCUUUGGAGGAUAAAUUUCUGAAGGAUCCUCACUGGAAGAAAUUGAAACUCCUACGGGAUGAAAUCGCUAAUAAGGCUGAGUGGCCACAGAAUUCUGUGGAUGUCACCUGGAGUUUCACCUCUCAAACCUUACUGUUGCUGUUGUGCUUGAAGGAAACCAUGGUCCGCCUUGCAGCUGAUUUCAGUCCAGGCCAGCCCAACCCGAGGACUCCAGAAGCUGCUCCAGUCCUGAGCCCGGAUACACUCAGCAUCGCCCAGCAGAAGACUGUCCAGUCAGUUUUGCAGUUUGUUGUCACCUUGGGCGUCUGCCCCUAUCUCAUGCCUGGUGUUGGAGUCCCUUUGAGAUAUAGGACUGAGUUUGGGGCUGUUGUUCAAGACGUUGUGUGUCUCGAUGCCGUCCCCAAUGCCACCCAAAGGCUGUAUACCAGCUGCAGGGUCCUCCUAAAUGUUGCUCAGCACGCAUCUCUGGGGAGCUUGAUUUUCUGCGGCCAUUUUGGGGAUAUUGCAGCAGGUUUGUGCCAACUGGGAUUCUGCCCAACCAAGAGAAAGCCACUAAAACCCGAGGAAGAGGUGUUAACUGAAGAGGAAAGAGCCCUAUCUAGGGAGGCCUUGAGAGACAUCUUGGAUCAAGUGUAUCAGCCGUUAGCAGUGCGAGAAUUACUUAUCCUCCAGGGAGGACCACCCCAGGUAUUCAGGCCUGCCGGUGCUUCCGGGGCAGCUGGUGGAAGUGAUGCUGAGGCAACGGCUGCUGACUGGAAGAAGUGUGACUUGAUUGCAAAGAUAUUGGCCUCUUGUCCCCAGCAGUCUCUUUCCCCAGAGGGUUACUAUAGGGAUAUCUGCCCCCAGAUUCUGGAUUUAUUUCACUUUCAAGAUAAAUUGACAGUACGACAAUUUCAGAGAGUUGCCACCACUACCUUUAUAACUGUGGCAAGAGAACGCCCACAGUUGGCAGCCAAGUAUUUACUUCAGCCAAUGUUAGCUCCUCUUCAUCGAUGUUUAAAUACAGCAGAGAUUCCAGAAAGUGACAUGGUGCCAGGGACCAUUUUGGUGACAGAAGAAGAACUUAGUAGAUGUAUUGAGGAUGUAUUUAAGAUCCAUACUGGUCUCUUCUUUUACCCUUCAGCCCUGCCCUACACAUUUAUGCUGGAAAAGCCACAGGUGGAUAUGGAAGUUCAACUUUUCUUCAAAGCCCCAUCUCACCUGCUCUCAGAGAGGCUUUUUCACACCAAAGAACUGAAAAGGUCACUUUGCCAAGAGAUCUUAUUAUGGAUUCUGGAGAAGCUGGAGAGGAAGAAGGCAAUUGCCAGCCUGAAAGGAUUUGCAGGGUUGGACAAAUCUGUACCUUCCCUCCAUUCUCUGUGUCAGUUUAGAGCUGCCACUCAAGGUGGCAUUAUGAUUACCAUCAAAGAAGCCAUUUGUGAUGAAGAUGAAGAUGAAGAUGAAGCACUGUACCAGAAGGUGUCCUUAGAACAGUGUCAGGUAGAGCAUCUGGGGGACUUGCUGUCUCACUGCCAGGAAUGUGGCUUGGCUGGUGACUUCUUCAUCUUCUGCUUGAAGGAGUUGACUCAUGUUGCUGUGGAAAAUGAAGCAGAAUUAAAAACGCAGCCCUACUCCAGCAACAGCCUCUUGGAAUUAGAGCAGCACCAGACUCUUCUGGUGGAAGACCAAGAGCGGAAGCUGCUGGUCCUACAGCUGAUGGCUGUCCUAUGCGAGCGAAUGUCUGAGCAGAUCUUCACAAACAUCACUCAGGUGGUGGACUUUGUAGCAGCAACCCUGCAGCGAGCAUGUGCAAGCUUGGUCCACCAGGCAGAGAGCACGGUGGAGUCACAGACACUGAGCAUGUCCAUGGGGCUGGUGGCUGUCAUGCUGGGAGGAGCUGUUCAGUUGAAGUCAAGUGACUUUGCUGUCUUGAAGCAGUUGCUGCCUCUGUUGGAGAAGAUCUCCAGCACGCACCCUGACCCUGUCAUCCAAGAGCUCGCUGUUGACCUCCGCAUCACCGUUUCCACCCACGGAGCCUUUUCCACAGAGGCCGUCAGCAUGGCUGCCCAGAGUACCCUGAACAAAAAGGAUCCAGAAGGGAAAAUAGAGAAGCAGCAGCAAACCAGCCUCGAGAGAGACACUGAUGUGUCUCAGAGCCGCCUCGGACAACAGCAGAGCCAUGAGAAAUCCAGCCAAACAGGCCUGAAAUCUGAUGCUCCAUUCAUUCCUCAGGGCAUCAGCAAGCCCGGCACUACUACAAACCAGAAACGGGGAAGCGUAACCACAGAACAGCUCCAGGAAGUCCUCUUAUCCGCUUAUGACCCUGAGAUUCCAACACGGGCUGCCGCCCUGCGAACCCUGUCUCACUGGAUAGAGCAGAGAGAAGCAAGAGUCCUUGAGAUACAAGAGAAACUUCUCAAGGUAUUUUUGGAGAACUUGGAGCAUGAAGACGCCUUUGUAUACCUGUCUGCUGUUCAGGGGGUUGCCCUGCUCUCAGAUGCGUACCCUGAGAAAAUCCUGCUUGGCCUGUUGGCUCAGUAUGACUGUGGUAAAGACAAGCACACUCCGGAGACCAGAAUGAAAGUUGGGGAAGUCCUGAUGCGAGUUGUCAGGGCAUUAGGGGACAUGGUCUCCAAGUACCGAGAACCUUUGAUCCAUGCCUUCCUGAGGGGAGUGAGAGAUCCAGAUGGUGCUCACAGGGCCAGCAGCUUAUCCAACCUUGGAGAACUGUGCCAGAGGCUGGACUUUCUUCUGGGCUCCGUGGUUCAUGAGGUAACAACGUGCCUGAUUGCUGUGGCUAAAACAGACCAUGAAGUUCAAGUGCGCAGAGCUGCCAUCCAUGUGAUUGUGCUGCUGCUUCGGGGGCUCAGCCAGAAAGCUACAGAGGUGCUGAAGGAUGUCCUCAAGGAUCUCUACCACCUGCUGAAGCACGUAGUGCAUUUGGAACCCGACGACGUGGCCAAGCUCCAUGCCCAGCUGGCCUUGGAAGAGCUAGAUGAAAUAAUGAGAAACUUCCUGUUCCCACCACAGAAGCUGGAGAAAAAGAUCAUAGUCCUGCCAUAGACCUGGGUGGCUCAAAGGACAUUGAGUAGGCAGAGAGGGACCAAGCAGCCAGAGCAGUUCCCAAGCCUUUCAGCAGGUGGCCCCACUGUCUCUUUGAUGCUGGCAAUAUGGCUGACUGGAGAUGGCUUUAUGUCUCUGGUCAUUUGUGUCAUCCAGCUGAGCUUCCUAAAGCAUCUAAGUAGCCAUCCUGUAUCCAGCCAGAAGUGUGUGCCAUUAAAAGAAAAAUGAUUACAAAUCUCA
Molecule: messenger RNA, 3609 nt
Organism: Hipposideros armiger (great roundleaf bat)
Lineage: Eukaryota; Metazoa; Chordata; Mammalia; Chiroptera; Hipposideridae
Gene: TANGO6
Product: transport and golgi organization 6 homolog
Exons: 18
Coding region: 1-3369 (1122 amino acids)
Biological process (GO): protein secretion
Source: RefSeq, a predicted model, not a curated record